Xiphophorus couchianus (Monterrey platyfish) is the source of this 5039-nucleotide messenger RNA. RefSeq names its product NPC1-like 1 (gene npc1l1). Gene Ontology annotation, cellular component: plasma membrane. The transcript has 21 exons. Gene Ontology annotation, biological process: intestinal cholesterol absorption; cholesterol homeostasis; sterol transport. NCBI's taxonomy places the organism in Eukaryota, Metazoa, Chordata, Actinopteri, Cyprinodontiformes, Poeciliidae. The coding region runs from base 143 to 4213 and encodes 1356 amino acids. The record is from RefSeq and is a predicted model, not a curated record. Gene Ontology annotation, molecular function: cholesterol binding; lipid carrier activity.
GACUAUAGGAGAGCAAGGACAGCUCAGACAUUGAACCCUGCUCUCUGUCUUUGCCUGAUGUGUCAGCGGUGAUUGUUAAACACUCCUGCCUCCUGAAAGUGAGGACUCUUAACUCACCUGUUGCUGAAACACUCCAGGAAUAAUGUUUCGAGCUGCUGCCUUCGUCACGUUUCUGGCCUGUCUGGCGUCCUCAGAGGUCGAACACAAAGCGGGUUACUGUGCUUUCUAUGAUGAAUGCGGUCGUAACCCAACGGUGGGAGAAAGCCUCAUCCCUCCUAUUGUCCCUUGUCUCAAUUACAGCCGAGCCCGACAAGUUACAGGCGAGCACUACAGGAGGCUCAAGCAGGUAUGCCCCAUGUUGGACCAGGGAGAAAGCAACACAUAUGCCUGCUGCUCCCUUCAACAGCUCUCAUCUUUGGAAACAAGUUUGACCUUGUCCAAAGCCGUGCUGAUCCGCUGCCCCUCCUGUGCUGAAAACUUUGCCCACCUGCACUGUGCCACCACCUGCAGCCCCAACCAGACGCUUACGGUUAAUGUCACGAAGGUCAUGAACGUCACGCACCUGGGUAGGCCGAGGGAUGCAGUGGUAGCCUACCAGGCGUACAUCAGCAACACUUUUGCAGAAGGUGCCUUUCAGUCUUGCAAGAACGUCAGGAUUCCAGCCACAGGAGGCUUUGCCAUCGCCACCAUGUGCGGCCGGUAUGGAUCCAAACUGUGCACAGCCCAGCGUUGGUACGAUUUCCAGGGGGACACCAGCAACGGCCUCGCCCCUCUAGACAUCGACUUUCGGCUGCUCAAGGAGAAUGACACGACAGGAGUACCAGAGGGGAUGGUUCCUUACAAUGGCCGUGCUUUAGGGUGUAACGAGAACACAACAACAGGCGGGAUGGCCUGCUCCUGCCAGGACUGCCUCGAUUCGUGCCCGCGUGUGCCACCCCCACCUCCACCCCCUGAGCACUUCAGAAUCCAGGAUUUGAAUGGAUUUCUUGUGAUUUCCAUUAUCUUGCUCUGUCUCCUGAUAUGUGCCUUUGUGGUGUACCUCGUUGUGUCUUACUGCGUGAAAUCUAGCAAUAGAAAAGAUCAGAAUAAAACGGGAAGAAAAGGGAAAAUCAAAGACGAGAACAGCAAUGAAGUGGGUCAGCCCAUCAUCAACCCAUCAGACGUGACGUGUGCAGAUAGAAACAGCAUGGCAGCUCAAGCUUUCCUGAGUCGACAGCUUCAGCGCUGGGGAACCCUGAUGGCAUCUUAUCCCCUCACAGUUCUCUUGGUGGCGGCCAUCAUUGUGGUUGCUUUCUCUGUUGGCCUAAAGUCCAUCAAGCUCACCACUGAUCCAGUCGAGCUGUGGUCCGCUCCCAACAGCAGGGCCCGGCAGGAGAAGGACUUCCAUGACAAACACUUCACUCCCUUCUUCAGGACUAACCAGCUGAUCCUGACAGCACCAGGAAGAAAAGGACACCUUUAUAACUCACUGCUGUUCGGGAAGCAGAACUUCAGUGGGCUUAUUUCCAAAAAUCUCAUACUGGAGCUGCUAGAUCUCCAAAAGAAAAUACAGGACAUUGAGUUCUGGUCAGAGGAUUUGAACCACACAGCAACCCUGAAGGAUGUGUGUUAUGCGCCUCUAAACCCAUCCAACCCCUCGCUGACUGACUGUGCGGUAAACAGCUUGCCACAGUACUUCCAGAACAGCCUGGACAACAUUAAUGCUAAAGUAAAUAUGACUGAAUUGGGAGUGACCCAAGAGGUCGACUGGAGAGACCAUCUAAUCUACUGCCUCAACUCUCCGCUGUCCUUCAAAGACAUCACCGAUUUAGGAAUGAGCUGCAUGGCAGACUAUGGAGCACCAGUAUUCCCAUUUCUAGCAGUGGGAGGCUACAAAGAUGACGAGUAUACCAAUGCUGAAGCCUUCAUCAUGACUUUCUCCCUCAACAAUUACCUUCGCGACAACCCCAAGUUCAAAGUAGCUCUGCGGUGGGAGACAGAGUUUCUCAAAAUUGUCCAGGACUACCAAAGAAACCCAAAGGCCAACUUCACCUUUGCAUACAUGGCUGAGAGGUCCCUGGAGGAUGAAAUUAAUCGGACAACAGCAGAAGAUAUUCCCAUUUUUAUGAUCAGCUACGCUGUGAUCUUUGUCUAUAUCGCGGUGGCACUGGGGGAGUACUCUUCAUGCAAACGCUUACUGGUGGACUCCAAGUUUUUGGUGGGUUUGGGGGGGAUCCUGGUGGUGGGCUGUUCGGUUCUGGCCUCCAUGGGUUUCUACUCCUGGAUCGGGAUCCCGUCCUCCCUGGUCAUCCUUCAGGUCGUUCCCUUCCUGGUGCUCGCUGUUGGAGCUGACAACAUCUUUAUCUUUGUCCUGGAGUAUCAGAGGGACGCGAGGAAGCUUGGAGAGACGCGGGAGGAGCAAAUAGGCCGAGUGCUCGGACAGGUGGCUCCCAGCAUGCUCCUGUGCAGUCUCUCGGAGUCUGUCUGCUUCUUUUUAGGGGCCUUGUCCACCAUGCCAGCGGUGAAGUCCUUUGCUCUGUAUGCUGCUCUGGCCGUGCUCAUGGACUUUGUCCUCCAGAUGACAGCUUUCGUGGCGUUGUUGUCUCUGGAUGCUCGGCGCCAGGACAACAACCGCUGUGAACUGCUCUGCUGUGUGACCGUGUCGACCCGCCGUCCCAACAAACCAAAUGAGGGCUUUCUGCUGCCUUUCAUGAGGAGAUACUACGCUCCCGUCCUGCUGCACAGCUUCACCAGGAUCAUAGUGAUGCUGGUUUUCAUCUUCAUGCUAUGUGCGUCAAUAUUCCUCAUGCUGAACGUGAAAGUGGGCCUGGACCAGGAGCUGGCGAUGCCAAAGGGAUCCUACAUGCUGGACUAUUUCCAAUACCUCUACAAAUACUUCGAAGUUGGAGUGCCGGUUUAUUUUGUAACAAAGAAGGGAUACAACUUCCACACGGUUGCGGGAAUGGACGGCGUCUGCUCCAGCGUGGGCUGCGAUCAGUUCUCCAUGACUCAGAAGAUCAGAUAUGCCACAGACUACCCCGAACGAUCCUACAUGGCUAUUCCCGCUAACUCGUGGGUGGAUGACUUCAUAGACUGGUUGAACCCUGGGUCCAAAUGCUGUCGCCUCUACACCUUUGGUCCAAAUGUUGGAGACUUCUGUCCUGCAAACAUAACUGGUCUUUCCUGUCUGAAGAGAUGCCUAGCGAGUCCUUCGGAUGGUGUCGUCAGACCCACUACGGAAGAGUUCAAUCGCUUCCUCCCUGAUUUUCUGGGUAACAGACCUGACCUGCAGUGCUCCAAAGGCGGUCUAGGAGCCUAUGACACGUCAGUGGUGAGAGACCAAUACGGAGAAAUAAUUGCCACCCGGUUCAUGGCGUAUCACACUCCACUGACCAACUCUCAGGAGUUCACGGCCGCAUUGUUGAAAGCCAGAGAGCUGGCUGAAAAGAUCACCUUGGACAUGAGGAAAAUACCAGGCACCUCGCCGGACUUUGAAGUAUUUCCUUACACGAUAACCUACGUGUUUUAUGAGCAGUAUCUGACCAUUGUGAAGGAAGGGCUCUUCAACAUCUCUCUUUGUCUGCUGCCGACCUUCGUGGUGUGCUGCCUGCUGCUGGGUUUGGAUCUGCGCUCCGGCCUGCUCAACCUCAUCACCAUCAUCAUGAUCGUCGUGGACACCGUCGGGGUGAUGACGUUGUGGAGCAUAGAUUACAACGCAGUGGCCCUGAUCAACCUGGUUACAGCGGUGGGCAUCUCCGUGGAGUUUGUGUCCCACAUGACGAGAUCCUUUGCGCUCAGCACUAAGAUGACGCGCGUUGAAAGAGCGAAAGAGGCUACAGCCACCAUGGGUAGUGCAGUGUUCGCCGGUGUUGCAAUGACAAACCUGCCAGGCAUCCUCGUUUUGGCGUUUGCCAAAGCUCAGCUCAUCCAGAUGUUCUUCUUCCGCUUAAACCUGGUCAUCACUCUCCUGGGGAUGGCCCACGGACUCGUGUUCCUGCCUGUGCUGCUCAGCUACUUCGGUCCUGGUGUAAACAAAGCAGUGCUGCUGCAGCAGCAGCAGGAGGACAAAAAGGAGGAGAUGAAGAAUAAAAUGAGAGAAAUGUAUGAGAACAUGUCCUAUUUGGAGGACGAAGUGACUCAGGAGGCUGACUCAUCCUCUGCAAAAGCAGCAGUCGACUUCCAGGAACCCUCACAAACAGAAGAGAAAGAGAAGAAAGAGGUGAGAAAGGACUAGUUUCUGAAAAUCAACCGCACAAACACGCUCCCCGCCAAGCAAACUCUUGUGGUAAACAUGGAGCGAGGACAGACGCAGAGGACACAAAGCGCCUAUGGAGUCACGCCUGCAGCUUCAUAUGGAAAUCAUUAACCCAACUUUGUACCUCAGUCGGAAAAUGGACUUCUGGGAAGGAUGAUAACAACGUAAAGUUGUGCAAUAUUUGUAGAAAUAAUGCAAAAGCAGGCUACUGCAACACGAUGCCUUGAAUUUACAGUUUUUGUAGAUUUUCUUUUUUGGUUUGUUUUAUACUGAAUGUGGUUGACAACCUGCCUUCCUUCCUCCUGUGGAGCGCUGCCUUUCACUGUGAGCAUCAGAAUAUAGAUGAAUGAGUGAAUAGAUGAACGGAUGAGAGCAGUUUUCUGCAUAAUUUAAAUAGGAUUGUUGCAUUGUUUAUAGCUUUAACAGAGCACACUCCAGCUUUUUUUGUUGUACUGUUUUCUCCAUUGUGUAUCAUGCAUGAAAAUGUGCAAUCACCAAAAAAUGUUUAUUAAAUAUAUAAAAAAAAAAAUUCUUUUCUUUUAAAGAAAGCGAAUAAGGUUUUCUUUUACGAAACGUAAUUGUUACUGAUAUAAUGCAAAAAUAGUUGUGUUCUAACAUGUUUUUAAUUUAUUAUAUUUCUCUUUUUUAUGUACUCACUAACUGCAAAGGCUGCAAUUUUAUGCCUCCACAACCUUCACAAGACUUUGAAAUACUCUUCAUCACGCUUGAAACAAAUAACCAGUUUGUGUAUUUGUAAUGGCACUGAGACUUUACGUUUUCCCAAUGGAAUACAGUAAAAAAAAAA